Molecule: messenger RNA, 2895 nt
Organism: Monosiga brevicollis MX1
Lineage: Eukaryota; Choanoflagellata; Craspedida; Salpingoecidae
Exons: 13
Coding region: 1-2772 (923 amino acids)
Source: RefSeq, a predicted model, not a curated record
AUGCAGAACGACGUGUUGUGUGUGUGUGUGUCUCUCUCUCUCUCUCUCUCUGUCUCUCUCUCUCUGUCUCUCUCUCUCUCUCUCUCUCUCUCUCUCUCUCUCUCUCUCUCUGUGGCCGCCUGGUGUCGACAACUGAGUCCUGACCCCGGUUGCAGCGCUCGAGCUGUUGGUGUCAGCCUCUGGGCGAAUGAUUGUCGAGCUGUCGACCGGGGUGGUGCAUUGCCAGCCAUGACUCGCAAAAAUGCAACGUCCAACCGCCCUGAAGCUGAGGAAACACUUGAGGAGCAGCAGUUUGCCGUCGGAGCCUACGUCAUUGCUUUGGAUCAAGCCGGGAAAUGGUGUUCUGGCAGCAUCAUUGACAUUGACGAGGCGCGGCAGCGAUGCAUGGUGCAUUUUAUCAACUGGUCACGAUCCUUUGAUCAGUGGUACGACCGACGAUCGGAAGAUUUGCACCUCCUCAAGUACAAACCCGAGGAUACAUGCUAUCUGUGCGGCGAGCCUGGACGUCUCAACAAGUUUUGCCUCUGCUGCCCCACUGCUGUCCAUGCCUCAUGUCUUGCUAAAGUGUGCAAACCAAACCCGAGCAAGCCCCACCUAAUAUGUGGUGUCCGAGCGGGUUGCCGCGAGCGCUCCAAGUUUGAGGGACAACUCUUUGGCAUCAAGCGACUUGCUGUGCCGCGCGGAAAGCGGCCCGCAUCUGACGCGGGAUCGAGCACUCACGAGAAGCAAGCCUCCUCGCCACCAGCCAAGCGCUCUCUGGGAACUGCCACGCGCCGAAACGAGUACCACUCGCCCAGCUCCACGCAGCCCUCCAGUCCACUAGCUCCCUUGCCAGAUGACCUGGAAACAGACACCGUCGAGGGGUUUGAUCUGUCCUUCUCCGCGCAUCCUCUUCCCGCACCUAGCCGUGGCGCUGAGGCACUGCACGAGGAACCCGGUUCCAUGGCCCGGUCACUGCACAAUAACACUGUUGUUGCUGUGCCCGACCUGGGGUACGCCAUCUUCCAGUCCUGCGACAUCCCCUUUGAAAUGGCAACAAGGCUUAAACAGGCACCCGUGUCACCAGCUUCCUCGCCAUCACUGGCCUUCUGCGCGUUGACGCUGACCCCUGCUUCAUCUUGUCUCGAGCUCUGGAAUCACGUCCAGUUGCUGCCGCCCCGACUGCUGGAAGUGUUAUUACAUCUCUAUUUUCAUGGCUUUGACUGGCGCAUGAUGACUUUAAACAACUUGGCUCGGGCAUUAUCUACUAUUCCACCCGUCAAUGAACCCUUUGACUUGAGCUCGGUAACUUUCUGGGACGAUGAGUUUACCAACAACGGCUCGGAAAUUCUGUUGAUCAAGGAUUGUGACUCGAAUGAAGACUGCACUCUCCUUGAGCCAUUUAAUCCCUUCAGUCAUGAGAUUCUGGAAGAGCCGGGCUCCUCGGAGGACGAACUUCCCCUUGAGACAACGCUGACCCCUGAGGUAGAACAGCCCACCAGCCGUGAACUGAAGAACCUGGGUGGGGCUAUGCUCAGCAGUACCUCGAGUCAAUUUCUCACCGUCAACGGAUUUCUUCAAUGCGACGCCAUCGGGUCAACCCUCCUCAAUCCACGCGACGGCCGCGUGAUGAAACCAGACCCCCUGUUGAACGAAACCUUGACUGGCCCGCCCACAAAGGCUGACGCCGGUCUGGACGACGUUGUUGGCAAGCGCCUCUUCAAGCACUUUACCGGCUACGGCAUGUGUCUGGGCACGGUGGACCGUGUCGUGGAUCGGCGCAAGAAUCUGUUGCGCAUUGAGUAUGAUGACGGCGACUCGGAUGACAUGUCCUUGUUCAACUGCCGGCCGCUCAUCAUGAAGUUUGAGGCCGCCGUCCGACGAAACCGUAAUCAUCGAUCGCGCGGCAAUCUGAGCGACGAUGUUGCCCCACUUCGAUCGCGCAGUCAUGACCGCGGCGCCACCGUGCGACGCCACAGCAGCAGCAGCAGCAGUAGCGGAGCGUGGCGGCACAAGUCGCGACACGCACCACAGACUCUUUUAAACCUGUCCGCUGGUGCCAAAUCUGGCAAAGCGGGCAGAACUUCGCUUCCAUCCCGCAGCAAGACCUCAGCUUCUUCCCCAUCCUCGACCUCCCCUUUGCAGGCCACCAACUCUGUUCCAAGCUCAUUGGACCCGACCCUUCAGGAGGGAUCAACUGUCGGGGCUCGCCCCCGGUCCUUGGCCACAUCCCGAAAGGGUGACAAGGGACCCUUAUUGCGGAUCAAACUGACAGGGGCAGCUGAAGCCGCAGCCAUGCCAACCAGUGCAACGGUCAAUGCCCAGCGUAGUACCCCCGCACAGCAACACAUCGCUGCUGAGCAGACUGCCCAGGCUUCAACCUCGGAGCCUGCGCUGGAUGGUCCGGCUGCCAAAUAUCGCGGCAGAAGAACGGCAUCCUCAUCUGGUCGCGCUGCGGAAACUCAACGUGCAAGCACACAACAGCGGUUGACCGUCACACUCGGCAGCGGGCCGGAUCCAAGCUGCUUACAACAAGGCAAUGCUUCACGGUCCUCGACCACUUCGAUGCAUUCGGAAGCACAGGCAGCAGCUAGGGACCAGGAUCCUCCGCCAAUUCACCAUGACGUUUGGGAACAGAAUAAACAACUUCAGGCCGAAAACGCCCGGCUUAAAACUGAAUGUGCCAAGUUGCGACAGCGAUUGGACCAGUACGCUGCACAGGCCGAGACCUCGCGCCGUGCCGUGACAUUGCUAUUUGAGGCUGUCCAUGCCGAUAUCGAGGAUGCUUCGUGAAUCCUGUAGCUUGAUGAAAGUGUGUCGGCAGGACGCGAUGUGGUCUGGCCAGUCACUCUCUCUAUUAACUAUCUCGUUCGUCUUGUCACGUGCUUUAACACGGAUCAAAUUCAUUUUCACAAG